AUGGUGUCCCUCACGAUCGCGAACACCUUUGGGGCGAUUGAACUCGGGUCGUUCGGUGCCGCGUUCCUUUUCGGCAUCAUCACCCUCCAAUGUUACUUCUAUUACUCGCAAAACCCGGAGGAUUCGAGGCAGCUGAAGGCUAUGGUGGCGCUCGUAUGGCUUCUUGAGUGCGCGCACACGGGGCUCAUGAUAUGGGAGGUCUAUCGUCUUACGAUAGUGAUGUACGGUCGAGCAAAGGAUGUCCACACAUACCCCGGUUUCUCGCUGGUUCUCAUGAUCGGAGGGUUCAUCACGACGAUCGUUCAGUGCUUCUUCGCCUACCGGGUCUGGAAGUUCCUCCCAAAGCCGUACUCUUUCAUCGGUCUGGCUUCUGGUCUUGCAGCCUGUUCGCGAGUGGUCUUGAGUACAUAUGGGGCCGCUGAGGCGGUCAUGAUGACGUCGUAUGCGGAGUUCCUGGUUAAAUACCAGAACUACUUGUCCAUCGUGUUGGCGCUGGGAGUUGCGAUCGACAUCGUCAACGCCGCCUCGAUGUCGUAUUUCCUCAUCAUCCAGCGCGAGAAGGCGUUCUCAAAGACGACGAACCUCAUCGAUCGCCUCGUCGCAUAUACCAUACGAACUGGUGUUAUAACCUGCGUCUCUGCUAUUACCGUCCUGGUCCUAUUCCAAUCUCUAUCCCCCACGCUCAUUUCCUUCGGUUUCUACGUCGGUCUCGCGAAGCUAUACACGAAUUCGCUCCUUUCUGCUCUCAAUGCGAGACGAAGCCUCAAAGAGAACUACUCCAUGUCAAUCUCCGUCUCUCAUCCUAGACUUGCCGGUACGGAAACUUCGACGAGCCGCAUCGGACCUGAGUACACGCAGUCGAACCAGGCCAUCUCGAUAGAGAUGAAGACUACGAAGCUCGUCUCCGAAGACCCCGCGGAGGAGAAGGCGUACGACCUAGAAUCGAAGAGGCAGCCGCGACGCGAUCAGCUUGUCUAA
Molecule: messenger RNA, 978 nt
Organism: Cyclocybe aegerita
Lineage: Eukaryota; Fungi; Basidiomycota; Agaricomycetes; Agaricales; Hemipholiotaceae
Source: the annotation of a GenBank genome assembly